Molecule: messenger RNA, 7578 nt
Organism: Rhinolophus ferrumequinum (greater horseshoe bat)
Lineage: Eukaryota; Metazoa; Chordata; Mammalia; Chiroptera; Rhinolophidae
Gene: CAMK1D
Product: calcium/calmodulin dependent protein kinase ID
Exons: 11
Coding region: 321-1388 (355 amino acids)
Biological process (GO): peptidyl-serine phosphorylation
Cellular component (GO): intracellular anatomical structure
Molecular function (GO): calcium/calmodulin-dependent protein kinase activity; ATP binding; calmodulin binding
Source: RefSeq, a predicted model, not a curated record
AGUAGCAGAAAGUGAGGCUGGCAGCCGGCUGCAAAGGAGCCGGGCGAGCAGCAGCGGCGGCAGGAAGUCUGUGCCCAAGAAGAGCAGAAAUAAGAGCCAGGGAGGGACCGCGGCGGCGGCGAGAGUGAAAGAGGAAACUGCAGAAGAGGAAGCUCUGCCGCAGCACCGAGGCUCCUCCGGCUCCCGCGCCCAGCAUCCCCACGCCGCCCGCCCCGGCCCCCCGGGACCCUCCUGCGCCCCUGCCACCCGGCGCCCCCUCCUCAGCGCACCCGCCGCUGCCCCACGCGCCCGGCCACGCCGCCUCGCCGCCCUCGUCUGCCAUGGCCCGGGAGAACGGCGAGAGCAGCUCCUCCUGGAAAAAGCAAGCGGAGGAUAUCAAGAAAAUUUUCGAGUUCAAGGAGACUCUUGGCACCGGGGCCUUUUCUGAAGUGGUCUUAGCCGAGGAGAAGGCAACUGGAAAGCUGUUUGCGGUGAAGUGCAUCCCUAAGAAGGCGCUGAAGGGCAAGGAAAGCAGCAUUGAGAAUGAGAUAGCCGUUCUGAGAAAGAUUAAGCAUGAAAACAUUGUUGCCCUGGAAGACAUUUAUGAAAGCCCAAAUCACUUGUACCUGGUCAUGCAGCUUGUAUCUGGUGGAGAGCUGUUUGAUCGGAUCGUGGAGAAAGGAUUUUACACAGAGAAAGAUGCCAGCACUCUGAUCCGCCAGGUCUUGGAUGCUGUCUACUAUCUCCAUAGAAUGGGCAUCGUCCACAGGGACCUCAAGCCCGAAAACCUGUUGUACUACAGUCAAGAUGAGGAAUCCAAAAUAAUGAUCAGUGAUUUUGGAUUGUCCAAAAUGGAGGGUAAAGGGGAUGUGAUGUCCACAGCCUGUGGGACCCCUGGCUAUGUCGCUCCUGAGGUCCUCGCCCAGAAACCAUACAGCAAAGCUGUUGACUGCUGGUCCAUCGGGGUGAUUGCCUAUAUCUUGCUCUGUGGCUACCCUCCUUUUUAUGAUGAAAAUGACUCCAAGCUCUUUGAACAGAUCCUCAAGGCUGAAUAUGAGUUUGACUCGCCCUACUGGGACGACAUCUCCGAUUCUGCAAAAGAUUUCAUUCGGAAUCUGAUGGAGAAAGAUCCAAAUAAAAGAUACACAUGUGAGCAGGCAGCUCGGCACCCAUGGAUUGCGGGGGACACCGCCCUCAACAAAAACAUCCACGAGUCCGUCAGCGCCCAGAUCCGGAAGAACUUCGCCAAGAGCAAAUGGAGACAAGCAUUUAAUGCCACAGCUGUCGUGAGGCAUAUGAGAAAACUCCACCUUGGCAGCAGCCUGGACAGUUCAAAUGCAAGCGUCUCAAGCAACCUCAGUCUGGCCAGCCAAAAAGAUUGUGCGUCUGGCACCCUCCACGCUCUGUAGUUUCAUUUCCUCUUCAUCAGGGGUCUCAGGAGUGGGAGCCGAGCGGAGACCGAGGCCCACCACUGUGACGACAGUACACUCUGGAAGCAAGUGACUGGCUCUGGAGGUGGGGCCCGGGGGCGGGGCCUCAGGUGGGGCCGGGGGGCGGGGCCUCAGCUGGGGCCGGGAAGGGGGCCCCGGGGGGCCUCCAGCGCCACCAGCUACGCCAGAGUGAUCCCACCUUGCAUGGUGCGCCUUUCUGCACAGGACUGGAAGACAGAAGUUUUUUUAUGGCCAUAUUUUAUACUGCAAUUCUGAAAUGUUCAUUUCUCACAAACUGUACUGACUCAAGGGAGCUGAUUUAAUAGGACCUGGUGCUGUAUAUAUGAAUCUUGCAAAGCUCUAAUGGAAUGGACUCUAUCCUCUCCCCAACUCUUGUCAUUUCCGCUCUUCUCAGUAUAGGUAACCAUCUAUGUUGUAUUUUUGUUUUUAAUUAAUGACAAAAACGGUUUCAACUGGAUUAUUUAAGUAUUGGUAAAUAUUGUGCAUUAGGGUUUCAUUUUUUUCUUUUUAAGAAAUAUGUCCUUGCAAUCUAUACUUCUUUGUUACGUGACCUAUAUCUUUUGCUUGUCAGUAUAGAGUUUAUGUUAACCUUUAAGCGAUUUUUUUUCUCCAUGGUGAAUUUAAAGGUAUUUUUUAAAAUUCUAAUAAGAGGGUCGAGAAUCUGUCUCCAAGGCAAAGAGUGCACUUUACUUCCUUCCUUCUCUUUCUGUCCGGAGGGGCAGCUCUCUAAGAAGACAAUUCAACAGUUCUGCAGGGCUGUCUCCUCUCCGGGUCGCUUUGGGAGGGAACCUGCAGAAAACCUUUCCCGGUAACUCCUUCGGCAAACCCCUCGCCAACCAGAGACGCCAGGGCCCCUUGCCAUCAGCGGUCAGAAAUUAAGAAGCCUGCUCCCCAGAGACUAAAGGCUGAACUUCAGAGGCUGGACUUGCUAUGAAGGAGAAGCCCACCCAGCAGAUAUUUAAGUAUUUCCCUCACAAAAGGAACAAGAUGCCAUUUUGUUUCAAGUGAGCCUUCCAGGCAGCUCUCAUUUCUCAUGAGGGGUCACCCACAAAAGCAUUGCUCUCAGCUAUGCAGUUUUCAAAUUAAUCUCUCUCUGUUUCUUAAAAAUGCAUUUCUAAGCUUACACUUAAAAUGGCCUCCAACUCACAUAAGUUGUUUCUGCACAUUUUUACCCUAUUGUACGAAUGUUAUCUGGAGGAGGAAAGGGAAAUGGCCUAGGUAAAGAGUCCGUUUAUCUGGGAUAGUGAGGAGAGGUGACCUGCCAAGUAAGCAGGACACUGGCCACUGCAGUGAUGGCCCGACCCCACCUCAGCCAGGCCCAGACGGCACCUGAAGCUGUCCCUCUGACCAAGGCAAUCUGAAAACUAGACCUGUGGUGGUGGGGUCACCAAAGGUCACAGUUUCCCCAGGACUGAAGGAUUUCUCGGCGUGUAGGACUUGCAGUGCUAACACCGUCAGUGACCCAGGGAAACGGCCACGUUGUUCAGCCACAUGGUCGGUCGGUGUGCAGGACACAGCAGUCACGGGGUGAAACCCAGGGCAAACCACUUCUCAAGGAGCCUGCAGGGACGCUCUCCUGUAGAGGCAAGCAGGUGACUCCCAACGCCAGCUUUUCGUCCCUCAGCCCUGGGACCAUGUGAGUCUGCAUCCCACAAUCAGCUCCAGCCGGCGUGUGUCCCUGAGGUCUGCCUGAGGGUCUAGUGCCAUUCCCGGCUGUUGUCCUCAUGCCCUUCUCCUGCAGUUGGCCAAACUUGGCAGCUCCUAUUGGUCAAGGCUUCUCCAUCACUUCCACACCUUUGCCUAUGUCCAGGCCAAACGUUUAUGGAUAACUGCCCGCAACACACACACACACACACACACACACACACACACACACACACACAGUGUUAGGAGAUUCAGCGGCUUAAUUCUGCCUCCUUUAGGACAGCAGUGCAGCUUACAUUCGUAAGCAUAGCUGGAAAGACAGGCAGCUGGUCCCCCUGUUCCCACAAACAACGUAGGCACUCAGCCCUUGGGCAGGAAUCGUGCUUGGUGGCUGCCACACUGGCAUCCAGAGUGAAAUCAGUCUGUCACUCUUCAGAAUCUGUAAAAAGCCUGGAAAAGUCUAUAAAAUGACAAUAGACCCAGUUAAAAAAUAAGUGAGUUGAAUAUGCAUCCACCCCCCACGCUCAGGACAAUAGCGUGAGUCUUGUAAAGGGAAUCUGAGGAAACGGAGGCCUCUCUCCAGGGGAUUCAGUAGGAUGUCACCUACUAACACGUGUAACGGAACGUUUAAGUUUCUACAGUAUAAGAAAACCAAUCAUUAGAUGUCACCUUAGCCUGACUUUGGUACCUGUAGUGUGUGCCUGCGUAGUCGUCAGCUCUUUGUACUGUGUGCGAUAUGCAGCAGUUGUGUUGGGAAAGCAGCAUUUGAAGCCAAAGUCCAUUAUUGGUGAUUACAUGAUUUUCUGGAGCGGAUAGGUGGCGUGCGUGUUAUAUCCAAGUAGUUUGAAAGUAUGUUCUACCUGAAAAGUGCAGCUGAAAGAUGGGCCCUACCACAGGUGUCCUCUUUGUAGUUUGGGUCGGCUCUCAGCCAUGCUUGGCCUGGAACACAUCAGGUCCCAGUAACAUACGCAGUGGGAGGAGGAGAUGGUGACUGGUUUCAGCCCAAAGGUUGAACUUGACAUCGGGCAAGUCCAUACUGUCUCCAUGUCGCCAGACUUAGGUUAUUUCCUAUUAUUUUAGGAAGAGGAGAAAAUUGCCAUAUGGAAGAACUUUUGCUCUUUUGAGAGAGCUUGAGUUGUAUAGGGAUAGAGGUUCUCUUUCAGCUGGAUUUGGUAUUACGCUUCCCUACAACACUGGAAGAGAACGUAGAAUGUACCUUUUGUUAAGACCUGCCGAGUGGGGUGGCAAAGUCCUAGCACUCUCACUGAUGCCAAAUUCCAUCAGUACUAGCUGAGCUUUCACGUGUACACUGCGCUCAGAGCCAGUGUGUGUGGACCCCAGCCCCAUCACAGGCUUCCUUCCAGCCCCAACUCUUCCGCCCCCCACCUUCUCCUCACCUCCUCAGAGCAGGGGGAUUUUCUUUCUCACAUUUUGAAAUGUGUCCUCAAAUUGUCUUUCCCUCAGCUGCCUGUCUGUCCCUCCCUCACUUCCCUGUCCCCCUUCGCUUCAUCUCAUCAGGGAGCCCAUAGUAGAAGCUGGCAUUUCCCUUCAACCAGCAGUGAGUUCAUGCCCACAUGCAGGUCCCCAACAGAGCGGCAGCUUAUUGCUCUUCACCAGUCCCUGGAGUCUGGACUGCUCACUGCCCUCCCUCAGCGGGCACUCUGGGCUCUGGAGUGUCGGCUUGCAGCGGGGAAGAGGACCUGGAGCUGAGAGGGGAGGGCCUGCCCACGUGAAGUGCACACAACCGUAGAAAACCCUCCCGCAGCGAAAGUGCCCAGAUGGACCAACAGCAGUGCCAGGGAUGCUGCUGACCGUUGCGGUGGGCAAUUUCCACCGCCUCUUACUGCCCCCGUCUCCACAGGAGAAUAGAAAGGACAUGUCCCCCUUCAUGUUCCCUUUUUGUUGUUGUUUAAAAAAAGAACUAUGCAGAAAGCAUGCCCCGCCCCCGCCCCCCAAGAGCAGGCGUGGCUUCGUGUUCUUGACUGUGGCUGUGAUUUAUUUUAGUCCCACGCAAGAACAGGGAGCAGCUCCCCCUGGCGCAGGAGCUUGUGACCUUUGACAAGGUCCCACUCUCCAGGUAGCUCUUAGCAUAUUGUCCAAGGCACUCAGCAUUCCAGCUUGGGUCAAAAGAAGACACCUUUGGCUGAAGAGGCCGGGCCUGAGCCGUUGGAUGCAAGGGCUUACUCGUGGGACCCUCAGACUCAGUUUACCUGCCCAGCCCUAGUCUCAUCCUAUUCACUUGUCUACGCUGGUGUCCAACAUGUCCUGAAUGGAUUAUGGGUAGAAGGGGGGAACUGUCCUGCAGAAUGAAGGUCAGGGACACCAGGGACAAAGGGGAGGGAGCCCAAGGGACCCCUCCUGAAAGGGGGCUGACCUGCGAUCUCGAAGAGUGACAGCUUAAUCCAGUUAACCCACUGGGGCUUGAUGUCUCAUGAGCAAUUUCAAACAAAGAACAGACCCUGGCUCAGUAGAGAUACCUCAGUGAGUUAAGGCUUUCGCCACCGUGGCCCAGUGGCCCACCCAGAGUCUUGGCACUACUGGUCUUCACACUGGAGAGGCCACACUGGCACCAUCAUCGCUCCAGGCUGAAGACAGGAGGGCUGUGGUCCCUGGCUCUGAGCUCAGGCCAGCAACACGCCCUACUGUGUGAUUUCCGUGGCACAGCGGCCCUGCAGGGUUUCCUUGGGAUCUGAGAAAGGAAGGCAAGGGCCGGCAAAGGGCCGCUCCUCCCGCUUCCAUACACAGAAAUAAGAUGCGCUCUUUCCCAGGGGCAUGCAGUCACUUCUGGCCAGGGAGAGGGAGGUCCUGGGACUCAUCCCAAUGCAGGAGCCUCCGCAUGUUCCCUAAAACGAUACCCCGCCCCCUCCUGUCGACUCUCGCCCGCAAAGUUUGCCUUCUCCUUACACAUUCCAGACCAAACACUGUUCUGUCCCCAAAAACUGGUAUAUACCUGUAUGUAACCCACCACUCUUGGGGGCACCUGGUCCUAGGUUGAGGCUGCAAGUCUACCUGACAUUCGCAAACAAGCGUUGCAAUCCUUUGGUUUUCAGAAUUGAAGAUGUUAAGAUAGAAAAGGUAAAGUGGCCGAACAGAUUGCUAAAAGGAGGGUGACUUAUGUCCUGAAAACUAGUCUGCAGAUGAAUUAACUUGAACAGCUAUACCAUGGACAGCAGACUGGGGGCAGUGAGAGGAGGACAGAGGCCCACGCCCCCGUCAGCCCAAUCCUUCAUUGUGGUCCUGUGUGCCAUGCUGUGCAGCCCGGGUGUGGGCACAGGAGCCCAGCCCCACUGUGAAAUCAGCCUGCAUGCCCGCCAAGGCUUGGCCCACGGGAAGGCACCUCAGCUCUCCCAGCCCCCUCAGCCGGCGACCUGCACAGCUCAGCUUGUGGCUCUGGGGGCAGGGCGGGGUGCGGGGUGCGCUCCUAAGAAUCCAAAGCCUGUGCAUUCGGCAGCCAAACCCGCAGCAUGUGGCUGCCAGGGCUGGUUUUGUGGACAAAGCAAAGCGUGGAAUGGCUUCUCUGUAUCUUUCUACACCAAAGGGACAAACUACUGCGUUCACCCUUUGUACCAAUGCCGCUUCUGCAUUCGCCAUACCUGUUUUUACCCUGUUGGUCUCCAGGAACUUCUUCUACGAUGAUUAUGACUUCUGAUUAUUCACAGUUUCCUUUUACUUAGAGGUGAUUUUAUUUUCUUAUGGAUAGGAAAAAAGAAAAUGAGAGGAGUGUUUGAGGAUUUAGUCAUAGCAAUGAGACGUCAGCAGGGACUCGAAUGCCCCCAAACACUAGAUGAAUUACUUCUCAAAGGAAAACCUUAAUCUGGACAGAGUGAGGUUCCUGGGCCCUCAUGGCAGGCCUUCACUUUGGGGAAGGAGCGGGGUGCUGGAGCAGCUCUGGCAGCCAGGCUUGCAAAGUAGGGACAGACAGACAGAGAGAAGGAAGAGGACAUUUGUGCUCUUCUUCCCAGGGGCACUUGGCCUUCAGAACGGUGUGAAAUGCUGUCCAAAUGGCUCAGAUGCUUUGUUUUCAAAGAUGGGGCCACAUGUUUCAGAGAGUGUUUAUGUCAGUCCCAUGUUCAGGUUGGGAGACAUGAAAAGUACAUUCUGUCCAGAAUCAAAAUUUGGAACAAUUUCGCACAAUUGGCUUUACCCUACACACAAUGUCAUCGACCUUCUUGCAGCUCUCCCAACACUAAGCAUGUUUUCCAAAAGCUUCUGACGUCGAACCCAGGAAUGUCCCCUGUCUAUUAUUACCAGGCUUGCGAUUGGUUCCAUUUUUCCAUAAAAACAUGCUUGUCCAAAAGAAGGGGAACUGUGCAUUUAUUCCAUGCAUGUAAUAAACUCUGCAAGAAGUUUAGCCCAUAUCGGUUUGCAGCUCUGCAAAAUUGUGAAUGGGCCUAUGUAGCAAGUGAAUCUCUGCCUUGACAAUCAUGUACACAUAUCCAGAUGUCUUUCAUAAUGACGAGACUGAUGACUUCUUGUUUUCCUUCAAUAAAGAUAAUUAAUCAUC